This is a messenger RNA of Nomascus leucogenys (northern white-cheeked gibbon), 267 nucleotides long. RefSeq names its product 40S ribosomal protein S24-like. Lineage: Eukaryota; Metazoa; Chordata; Mammalia; Primates; Hylobatidae. The transcript has 2 exons. Bases 1 to 267 code for a protein of 88 amino acids. Gene Ontology annotation, cellular component: ribosome. Gene Ontology annotation, biological process: translation. Gene Ontology annotation, molecular function: structural constituent of ribosome. The record is from RefSeq and is a predicted model, not a curated record.
AUGGUCAUUGAUGUCCUUCACCCCAGGAAGGCAAUAGUACCUAAGACAGAAAUUCAGGAAAAACUAGCCAAAAUGGACAAGACCACAGAGGAUGAUGUCCUCUUUGUAUUCAUAUUCAGAAUUCAUUUUGGUGGUGUCAAGACGACUGGUUUUGGCACGAUUUACAAAUCUUCAGAUUAUGCAAAGAAAAAUGAACCCAAACAUAGACUUGCAAGACACAGCCCAUGUGAGACGAAAAAGACCUCAAGGAAACAGCAAGUGGAAUGA